Leucoraja erinaceus (little skate) is the source of this 3077-nucleotide messenger RNA. RefSeq names its product calnexin-like. Gene Ontology annotation, molecular function: calcium ion binding. The coding region runs from base 132 to 1958 and encodes 608 amino acids. The record is from RefSeq and is a predicted model, not a curated record. Gene Ontology annotation, biological process: protein folding. NCBI's taxonomy places the organism in Eukaryota, Metazoa, Chordata, Chondrichthyes, Rajiformes, Rajidae. Gene Ontology annotation, cellular component: endoplasmic reticulum membrane; endoplasmic reticulum. The transcript is spliced from 15 exons.
UCUGACGUCCGCCUCCCUCAGCGUGCGGCGCGCAUGCGCAGCGUGGUCUGGCGGUUGCCCAUGAGAAGAGGAGGCGAGAGGUAACGGGGAGUCAGUCAGAGUCAGUCACAGUCAGUGGGCAAGGGACCAAAAUGAGGCUGAAAUGGGAUCAUAUUUUUCUGGGAUUUUUGAUCAUAAUAGCAGCAGUCCAGGCUCAAAGUGAUGACGAUGAUGAUGAUGAAGAACCAGACGCAGAUGCCUUGGAGUUGGAAGAAACAAAUACUGUGACUAAAUCACCAGUUAAGGUAUCCUACAAGACACCAGUGCCAAGUGAAGAGGUAUACUUUGCUGACGCAUUUGAUCAAGGUUAUUUGGACGGAUGGGUUGUUUCCACCACCAAGAAAGAUGAUACAGAUGAAGAUAUCGCAAAAUAUGAUGGAAAAUGGGCAGUAGAGGAAUUAAUGGACAACAACGUGCCUGGGGACCAAAGUUUAGUAUUGAAGUCCAAAGCAAAGCAUCAUGCAAUUUCAGCUCCACUGAGAAAGCCCUUUAAAUUCGAUGGCGAAUCUUUAAUUGUCCAGUAUGAAGUGAACUUCCAAAAUGGUAUUGAAUGUGGUGGUGCUUAUCUAAAGCUGCUUUCUCAUACUGAGGACCUGAAGCUAGAAGAAUUCUUUGACAAAACUCCAUACACAAUAAUGUUUGGACCAGACAAAUGUGGUGAAGACUACAAAUUACACUUUAUUUUCAGACAUAAACACCCUGUAACUGGAGAGCAUGAAGAAAAACACGCAAAACGCCCUGAUGUAGAUCUAAAGAAGUUCUAUACAGACAAGAUCACGCAUUUGUAUACUUUAGUGCUGAAUCCAGAUAACAGCUUUGAGGUGUUGAUUGACCAAAUUGUUGUUAAUAAGGGGAAUUUGAUGGAGGACAUGACCCCACCUAUUAAUCCCCCGAAAGAAAUAGAUGACCCUGAUGAUAGGAAGCCUGAAGACUGGGAUGAGAACCCAAAGAUAGCUGAUCCUGAUACAAACAAACCUGAAGACUGGGAUGAAGAUGCACCAGCAAAGAUAAUUGAUCCUACUGCUGUUAAACCAGAGGGAUGGCUUGAUAAUGCAGCAGAGUACAUUGGCGAUCCCAGUGCAGAGAAACCAGAGGACUGGGAUGAAGAGAUGGAUGGUGAGUGGGAAGCUCCCCAGAUUCCUAAUCCAGAAUGUGAAACGGCACCUGGCUGUGGAGUUUGGGAAGCACCUAUGAUGAGCAAUCCCAAUUACAAAGGGAAAUGGAAGUCACCUGUGAUUGACAAUCCCAACUACCAGGGUGUCUGGACUCCAAGGAAGAUCCAAAAUCCUAAUUACUUUGAGGAUUUUCAUCCUUACAAGAUGACUCCAAUCGUCGCUAUUGGCCUUGAAUUAUGGUCCAUGACUUCUGACAUCUUAUUUGACAACUUUAUCAUUUGUGCUGAGAGGAAAGUGUCUGACCAGUGGGCAGCUGAUGGAUGGGCACUAAAGAAAAUGGUGGCUACUGCAAAUGAGCCUGGUGUGUUGGGUCAGUUGACAACUGCUGCAGAGGAACGUCCAUGGCUCUGGAUUAUUUACAUCCUGACAGCUGUUUUGCCUUUGGGGCUGAUUGUGUUGUUCUGCUGGCCAAGCAAGAAAUCAGACCCUGCAGCUGAGUACAAGAAGACUGAUGCGGUGCAGCCCGAUGUUAAAGAAGAACAGGAGGAGGAGGAGGAGGAGCAGGAAGAAGUGAUGGAUGAGAAAAAGGAAUGUAAUAAUCUCAAAAAAGAAGCUGAUGAUGACAAAGCAAGUGGAGAUGAUGAAAACAUUGGAGACGGCAGUCAAGAAGAUGAUGAGCAGGAAGAAGAAGGAAAAAAAUCAAAAUCUGCUUCAGAGGAUGAGAUGAAAGAAGCAGAUGAAGGAACUGGCUCGGGUGACUGUCAAACAAAACUGAGCCGUAAGAAAAAACUGAGGAAAGAAUAAAUACUUUAAUACUCUUGGAAUGGAGGCAUUGUCAUUUUUCGGAUGGGCAUAAAGCCCUCUGUACUUCCUGAAAGCAUGCAGAUUUACUUGGCUAAUGGCUGAGUGAUAAAUCAGCCUUGUAGAAGUACCUAUCUAAUCCUAGCCUCCAUACUAUUAUCUUCCCUGCUUCAUUUACAAACCUCUUAGUCUUCCUGGCGAGAAACAAAAAUGCUCUGAAGAUGUUGUUCAUUUUUAACGUUAUCAGAAUGUGGCCUAACACCAAAUGACCCGUUGGGGAAGCAAAUUCUGGUAUUGCAAAGAAAGUUGUAGAAAAUAUUUGAUGACUUUUGCGAAAAAAGUGUUAACCAGGGUAAUUACAAAUAUGAUAAAAUGAAAGGUAGUUUCAGUUAUAUGGUAACAUUUGUAUUGUAUUGAAAGGGGAGACGCAUUGGCAUACUUUAUGACUGGUAUUUGAUGUUAUUCAUUUCAAGUUUUCACCCUAUUGUGGGGAGGAUAAAUUAACAUGACCGUAAUUCUAAUGUACAUACUGUAUAUGAAUUUAAAUGAUGCAGCUCUUGGCACAAUUCUGUUUUAUCUUUGUUGCCAAUGUUUUCUUCCCUAAAUAGAUCUCCUACUGGAUUGUAUUGUAGAAAAACUAAAAAUGCACUGAAUUUCUUUGUACAUAUGAAUUGUUCGGGUACACACAAAGGUGUUGUGCUUUAUUUCUCCCCUUCGACGCACAGUUCUAUGUGGUACAAAUAGUUGUGUUGCAUUUUAACUGUACCACUAAUGUAAAACAUCUUGUGAUCUGCACUCCAUAUUAUCAACCUAGCUGUGAGCAAUUAUCUUUCCCCAUAGUUUUUCUUUGGUGUGCAUGUGUAUUUUGGUAAAUAAUUAGUAUUACAGUGCAGUGACAUUCCUAAGUCAUCUCCUGUCUGAGUUUCAAUGUUAUGAAUACAGAGAUGAAUGAUUUAACAGACCCCCAAUGGGCGAAUUUGGGGAGAUGAAUGGUAUGGAGUGUACUGAAUUUUCUGGAGUUUUAUAGUUUUAAUGUUACUCUGAGUUAGCAUAAUCCUUGUUUACACUGAUGUUUGCAAAUGUAUAAUUGCUCUUUGAAAUAAAUAUUUAAUAUAAUGGAAA